AUGGCUUCGACGACUCUCGAUGAUAUUAUAACGGAGUUGAGACUCACGUAUGAUUCAUCUGUAGGAGUGCUUGAAGGUGACCAUAUCCAGUCUGUGCCCAAGAUAAGUGUACUCCUGAACUUGAGUAAGCUUUUAAGCAAAUUGGACAGACAAUUACUGGAAGUGGAGCAGAUUGAUAAGUCGGUACUAAAGAAAAUCAAAAAAAUUGCGGGAGAUGGCGAAGGUGACGAGGAUGGUGGAGAAGUGGAGAAGAAGAGGUUUGGGUUGCCUGAUCAGGAUGAAGAAGACAGACCUGAACUGGAACAAAGAAAGGACAAAAUCGACGGUGUGGUAGAUGGCGAGGAUGCCAAUAGCAAUGAAGAGGAUGAUGCUGCAGAAGGAGAAGGCGAAGAGGAGGAAGAAGAUGACGAAGAGCCUGAGGAUGACGGUGCUGAUGGUAUUGCUAGUGGUGCAGACAAAGCCAAUGGUGCAGCAGGUUACGAUAAAGUCGCCGAUGACGACGUACCCCUUCACAACAAGAGAAAGCCAUCGGUGACGGACGAUGAAGAUGACGUUGGACUAGCAAAGAGAAGGAAAUUGGUCAAGUCGGAGACAGAUGGCGAAGCAUACGGUAAGGAGAAGGAGAUCAAAUUUGAAGAUGAGAACGCUAAUGUGGACGCGGAUGAAGAUGAUAAUGACUUUAACGAAGGCGAUGACGACGAUGAUGGUGACGAACACGAGGAUGGAAGCAAGGUAGAUAAAAUUCUCCCUCCUGAACAGAGGGGCCAUUACACCCACGAGAACGACACACGUCUCAAGAACCCCAAAUCCGAAUUCGUCACCUCUCAAACGCUUCCUGCUGAAGCAAUAGCGAAGCUAGGACUCUUCUCAGAGUCGAAUAACGGACUCGAAACUCACGGUAAGGAAUACUUGAAGAAGAAAUACGGUGUUGCUUCAUACCCUGAGAAUGAUUUGUAUGAUCUAUUACCAGGACCAAUCCCAAGCACAGACUUCUCCAAAAAUAAACCGCCAUCUAACCAAGUGCAAUUUACCACGUUCCAGUCGUACAUUGAAUCAUUCUUCAGACCUUUUGUACCAGAAGACAUAGAUUUCUUGAAAGAGAAAUACGUUAUCCCAGCGAUCGGAGGGUUUGACGAAAAGUUGAACAACUAUGACCCAGCAACUACUCCAUUCCUUAUUCCUAAAUUGGGACCGUUCUACGCUGACCUUUGGACUGCUGCAGAUCUGUCUUUAGCUAACAAAAUAAGCUCACCUUCGCCCUAUCAACAGGGCCCAGAUUCAUAUUUACCUAAGGGCUCCAUCGAUAACUUGAGCGAUGAUAAGUUGUACACGGAAGAUAUAUCUUGUGGACCCUUAUCAUCUAGGCUCUUAUCCGCCAUAUUAUGUAAUAACGAGAGCGGUGAGUUGGAUGGCGAUGACAUAAAGAACGAAGAAAAUUUCAACGACGACGACUUGACUUCUUCGCCUGUGCCUCAACCAACCGACAUCGAUGUCGCUACGCAGUUAGACCUAAACAACGAAAGCUACAAACUAACCAGCGAAAAAAGUGAUUUCCAUUCCAUAGAAGAGAGAUUAAAAAGAGAAUUAAAAUAUAUUGGUAUCUUUAUGAACUUACCAAAUGGGAAGAAGAAAAAUGUUAACGAUAGCAAUGACGAUACAGCAGCCAGCAACUCUAUAAAUGGAGGUACAAGUGCUGACAGUAAUGACGGUACUGGUUCUGGAACUGGUGCCGGAGACAUUAACAAUGGUGGAGGAUCCGAAGGUCCAGGAGGAAAUGGAGAAGGUUCAGCAGACGGCUCUCACAUCAUUGAUAACGAUGAAUGGAUCAAAAAUAGAGAAGAUGAUGAAGUAUGCGCCGAGCUCCGUGCAUUACAAAGAGAAUUACACGAAACGCACAAGAGAAAUAGACAAAACAAGAAGAAGUUAAUACCAAUAGUUGAUGACCAAUUAGCCUUCCAGGAAUAUUGCACCAUCUUAGAAGAUUUGGAUAAACAGGUUGACCAAGCAUAUAUCAAGAGAUUGAGAGUAAAGAAUAAAAAGAAGAAGGGACACGCUCAUAGUUCAAGUAAUGCUGCUUCUACUCCUGGUGCAACAGGAGCAGGUUCAAGUGAGUCAACGACCGGACUUCAACAGACUGUAAAUAGUGGAUUAAGGUCGCUUUUGGAUAAACGUAGCAAAUGGAUAGAUAACAUCGGGAAGCUUUUCAAGUCUCCAGAGCUUAUGAAGCGUGCUCCACUGGAAAGUAUCCUAUCUGGAGCUAUUGAAUCGGAUGAUGAAGCUGAUGAUGAGGAUCACAUUGACACUGCUGCUGAGACUAUUAUGAACAAGGGGCAUUAA
This is a messenger RNA of Dujonia railenensis, 2337 nucleotides long. NCBI's taxonomy places the organism in Eukaryota, Fungi, Ascomycota, Pichiomycetes, Serinales, Debaryomycetaceae. The record is from the annotation of a GenBank genome assembly.